Messenger RNA from Penicillium chermesinum, 1620 nucleotides. Its product is annotated as putative amino acid permease family protein. The record is from RefSeq and is a predicted model, not a curated record. Gene Ontology annotation, biological process: transmembrane transport; amino acid transport. Gene Ontology annotation, cellular component: membrane. The coding region runs from base 1 to 1620 and encodes 539 amino acids. The transcript has 2 exons. Lineage: Eukaryota; Fungi; Ascomycota; Eurotiomycetes; Eurotiales; Aspergillaceae. Gene Ontology annotation, molecular function: transmembrane transporter activity.
AUGGAUCUGGAGCGCGACUCGCUCUCGGGAAAACCGCCGCUGGAAAACGAGCAGGAUGUGCAAGAUGCCACCGACCUGGCGGCGAUGGGCCACGCCCAGGCACUGACCCGGAAAUUCGAUACCUGGAGCAUGCUGGCUCUAGCAUUCUGUGUUCUUGGAACAUACUCUACUUUCGCCCAAGACUUGAGUAGCGGCCUCACCAAUGGCGGCCCAAUCACCAUCCUCUGGGGCCUGGUCCUCGUCACAGCCUGCAAUCUGUGCGUGGCGGUCUCGCUCGGCGAACUGACGAGCAGUAUGCCCACGGCACUCGGACAGGCGUACUGGGUAUACCGUCUGUGGAGCACGCCGCUAGGCCGCUUUGUGUCGUACAUGUGUGCUUGGAUCAACACGUUCGGAUGGUGGUGCUUGACCGCGUCACAGAUUGCGUUCAUGUCGGAGUUCCUGCUCAGCACGAAGACCAUGUUCGAGCCGGACUGGGAUGGGGUCAAUAAGGGAUGGUUGAACUUCGUUGUGUACAUCGGCGUUGUGUUCGUCAUGACGCUGAUCAAUGUGGUCAGCUGUCGGAAGGAGCAGAUUCUGCCUUGGUUCAACAACUUUGUUGGUGUCUGGUUCGGUGGGUUGUUCAUCGUGUUAUCGCUGGUGAUGUUGAUCUGUGUUGGCGCAAAGAGUAACUUGCACUUCCAGCCUGCUUCGUUCGUGUUCGGAGCGUGGAUUAACACAACGGGCUGGAGUGACGGGGUGGUCUGGUUCACGGGUCUGGUACAAGCCGCCUAUGGACUCACAGCGUUUGACUCGGUGAUCCACAUGGUCGAGGAGAUUCCGAACCCUCGCAAGAACGCCCCCCGAGUCAUCUGGAUGGCCGUGACGUUUGGAGCCGUGACCGGUUUCCUUUUCAUGGUCGUCUGCCUAGGAUGUAUCCAGAACGUCGACAAGGUGACCAAUGCCAACCAGCCCUUCAUCGAGCUGAUUCUGGAAACAGUCGGCCAGAAGGGCGGAGUGACGCUCAUUGCCCUCUUCAUCUUCAACGGCCUCGGUCAAGGGGUCAGUGUCUUGACAACCGCGUCUCGCCUCACCUGGGGCUUCGCCCGAGACGGCGGACUCCCUUGGAGCCAGUACUUCAGUCAUGUCGACCCCGUGUGGCAAGUGCCCGCCCGCGCUCUCUGGGGCCAGGGCGUCAUCAUCGGCAUCGUGGGCGUCCUGUACCUGUUCGCGAACACCGUUCUCGAAGCGAUUCUGAGUGUGAGCACGAUUGCGCUCACCAUCUCUUACGCUAUGCCUAUCCUGGCACUUCUCGUUGUUGGCCGGGAUAAGCUGCCCGCCGGCGGUUCGUUCAAGCUUGGUCGCUGGGGCUCAUGGUACAACUGGGUCAGUAUCAUUUACUGUGUUAUCACGACGAUCUUCUUCCUCUUCCCUGGCUCGCCGAACCCGUCGCCGGCGGAUAUGAACUACGCCAUUGCCGUGUUCGGCGUGAUGCUUGUCAUUGCGCUAGCCUUCUGGUUUAUCCAGGGAAGGAAGACAUAUCUGCAGACGGAGGAUGCGCUGGCCCAGAUGGUUUAUGCACAGUAUCUGGAGAACGCAGAGUCUGCACGCGCCGCGUCGUCUGUUGUCUCGACUGAGUGA